Messenger RNA from Dioszegia hungarica, 852 nucleotides. RefSeq lists its product as uncharacterized. The record is from RefSeq and is a predicted model, not a curated record. The transcript has a single exon. Lineage: Eukaryota; Fungi; Basidiomycota; Tremellomycetes; Tremellales; Bulleribasidiaceae. Bases 1 to 852 code for a protein of 283 amino acids.
AUGAUUGCGCCUACAUCGCGGACCGUACCACCAGCGCGAAUAGGCGCACUCGGUCGGACGCCCAUGAUCACCCUGCAACCCGAAAUUCAGCCAAUCUCGUUAGAGCGCCAGAAGCCUCUCAUAAGCCAUAUCAGCUAUGACAGCCCACCCGCCGAGCCAACUUCGUCUGCGUAUCAAAACCCUCUCAUCCACCCUGUCAACUACACCAGCUCACCCUCUGAGGCGCCCUCGCUGUCAGCUCAGGCACAGCCACGGACAACCCCUCGCGCAGCGGGAUCACCGGAUAUCGUGCGGAAUCGUCCCAUCAUCAAACUCCAGCGCGCCGACACCUCCCCUCCCGACAUGGCUCUUCCCCUCCCUCUCCCCCUCGUUAUGCACUCCGCCGAAACCGACGUCUCGGCUCCCACUGCCCGCCUAGACCAGCUCUUUACCCCGCCCAGGCCUCCGCUUCCACCUCCGCAUUCGCGCGAGCCUACCCCUCCUCGCGCUAGAAUUCGGCUUGAUACGACGCACGACAAUCCUUUUCUUUCGGAACAGAACCCAUUCAUCACCUUCCAGCAUGUACCAUCCCCGCAUCACGACGAACAACACGACACCGGCGUCCAGAAACUUGCCUUCCCCUUCUCGUCUCCACCUCUGGCUCCGUCGGACCUGGCGCCCUCGGCCUACUCGUAUUUGGCUGAACCAUAUGACUACUGUCAUGGCGGAAUGGCGGAGGAGAUCGAUGCGCAGUGGGACUUGUCGGAAUGGGAGGCGGCUAGAGGAGAGCAAGGAGAGAGGGAAGAGAGGAGAUUCGAUGGGACCAGAAUGGACUGCAAGGACUUUUGGAAGGCUCGACCUGCUGUUAUAUAG